CUGUUCCCUCGGUUAUUGAGAAACGAUUGCAUGCUGGAGGCGUGGAGUCUGUUAAAGGGGAACAACGUUAUUUCACUAUGGGGACAGGAUAUGUAGUGUGGCUUGCGGUUGCAAAAUUUUUUGUUUUGCUUCUUUUUUGUUGCAUAUAUGUCCAAAAGUUACAUUUUAGCUUCAUCUGACCGAAGAAUGUUCUUUCACAUCUUUACUGUCUUCCCUACAUGGCUUGUGGCAAACUCCAGAGCUCCUGAAGGCUUUCUUCCCAGCAGUGGCUUCCUUCUUGACACACUUCCAUAUUAGCUAAAUUUGUGAACUGCACAACUAACAUUUUGUUUUUCAGGUACUUCCACAUGAGCAGAGGAUCUCUGCAGACCUUCCAGAGUUACCAAUGGACCUUUUGGCAGCUUUCCUGUCUGAAGGACUCCGGCUUGACUCACGGCUGAAUCCUGGGGUAAAGAUGCGGGUGGUCGGAGCCGCGGGUGUCGCUGAGCUGUGGGCCGUGCUGGCCGCCCUGGUGGCCGGCGCCGCGUCCGAACUGGUGACGCUGGUGCAGGAGCAGGUGAAGCCCGAGUCGUCGGUGCUGCCGCCGAAGGUUAUGAUCGCGAUCCUGGCUCGGAACGCGGCGCACAGCCUGCAGCACUACCUGGGCUGCAUCGAGCGGCUGGAGUACCCGAGGGAGCGCAUAGCGAUCUGGGCAGCGACAGACCAUAAUGUAGACAAUACCACUGCCAUGUUGAGAGAAUGGCUGAAGAGAGCGCAGCGCGUUUAUCACUAUGUGGAGUGGAGACCGAUGGAGGAGCCCAGCUCCUACACAGAUGAGUGGGGUCCGAAGCACUGGCCCCCUUCCAGAUUCAACCAUCUAAUGAAGCUGCGGCAGGCGGCCCUGAAGGCUGCGCGGGAGCGAUGGGCCGACUACAUACUGUUUGCCGACAGCGACAACCUGUUGACCAACCCUCGAGUGCUGGACCUGCUGAUGGCCGAGAACCUGACGCUGGUCGCUCCCAUGAUGGAGUCUCGCUCUCUCUACUCCAACUUCUGGUGCGGCGUCACCCCACAGGGUUACUACAAGCGCACCCAGGACUACCAGCCAAUCAGGGAGUGGAAGAGGCUCGGCUGUUUCCGUGUUCCCAUGGUGCACAGCACCUUCCUUUUGGACCUUCGGCGCGAAUCCAGCCGAGACCUGGCGUUCUACCCACCUCAUCCAGACUACAGCUGGGCCUUUGAUGAUAUCAUGGUGUUUGCCUUCUCGGCACGUCGAUCAGGGGUGCAGAUGUACGUGUGCAAUAGGGAACACUACGGCUUCCUGCCCGUCCCGCUCAAAGCUCAACAAAAUGUGGAGGACGAAGCUGAGAGUUUCAUACACACCAUCUCAGAAGCUCUGAUUGAACACGACAUGGAGCCGUCUCAGUACAUCUACACCCCGCCGUUACCGCCAGACCCAAUGGGCUUCGAUGAUAUUUUCCUGAUUAACUUGAAACGCCGUCUGGACAGAAGAACCAGGAUGUUGAAAACAAUGGGCGCCAUGGGCCUUCGCCCCACUCUGAUUGAUGCAGUGGACGGGAAAGCUCUAAAUACAUCCCAGCUGCAGGCACUGGGAAUUGAGAUGUUGCCAGGCUACAAGGAUCCAUAUUCUGGUCGUGUCCUCACCAGAGGGGAGAUUGGCUGCUUCCUGAGUCACCACUCUAUAUGGAAACAGGUGGUUGAUCGUGGCCUGCAGAAGGUUCUGGUUCUGGAGGACGAUGUGAGGUUUGAACCCAGGUUUAAGCGAAGGCUUCGGGCCAUCAUGGAGGACAUAGACAGAGCCCAGCUGGACUGGGACCUCAUCUACGUGGGAAGAAAGCGAAUGCAGGUGCAGCAGCCGGAGCAUUCAGUGGAAGGUGUGAACAACCUGGUGGAAGCCGACUAUUCCUACUGGACCCUGGCCUACGCUCUUUCACAGCAAGGGGUCCGAAAGUUGCUGGGGGUACAACCUUUCACCAAGAUGCUCCCUGUCGACGAAUUUCUUCCCAUCAUGUUCAACAAACACCCCAAUGUUCAGUACAUGUCCCAUUUCGAGCCACGGGACCUGAAGGCCUUCUCCGUGGAGCCGCUGCUGCUCUAUCCCACCCACUACACCGGCGAGCCGGGCUACAUCAGCGACACCGAGACUUCCACCAUCUGGGACGACGAGGCCGUCGCCACAGACUGGGACCGGCAGCACGCCCGCAAGACAGCCCAGCAGGGCCGCAUCCGACCCGUAGCGCAGAACAGCGUCACUGGAGACUCGCCGCCUCCUGCUGCCCGAGCCUCGCGCGACGAGCUCUGAUGAAUUCGGACGAGAGACUCGGUGAGCGUCCCACAUAUGCACACUUGAAAAGGAAACUGGUGCUGACAUACUGUACAGGCGUUCACGCCAAUUAAAAACAGGUGGAUUGCAGCAGAAAUCAGACGAGCCUCGUCUCUGCCGCCUGGGGACAAGGCUCACAGAUUCUGGGACGAAGGCCAGCACGACUUUUACAAAGAGCUUUAUUUAUUCUCCAUGCGUCUCCUCUGUGCGUGUGGAUCCAGUUCUGGCCUGAAAGACUUUACACAUGGAAGUCGGCUAACAACAUUUACAUGAUGUGAAAAGAAAGAAAUGAAAUCUUCUGUGAAUUCAUUUUUAUGUUUCAAAAGGAUUCUUCUUUUUAUUUAAGCAGAACAGAAGUGCGUCUAAGAGACUGUGGCGGAAUAAAAGAAACAUACAGCUGACCGAAAAUGUUUUGUUUUUUUUCACAAAGCUGUGCAUCAACAUCUCUACUGUAUUUAUACUUAGUUUUGCUCGCUGGUUCAUAUUUGUAAUUCUUACAGAACUGAGCCUGUGUGGGAGGUUGGAGGCUGACAUUUUGUACCCCAGAGUAAUUUUUCAGAUGAUGUCAUGCAAACAGAAAAAAAAAUAAAAUAAAAAUAUGCAGCGGUUUCUUGCCAAGCAGCAGGGCAGCAACAGAUGCUUUUCAUGGUCUAAAGUUUUUGUUGCAGGAGGAAGAGGACCUUUCAUAGCAGGCUGGUCCUGCUUGUUAAUAUUUCAGGGCAUUAUUUUGUUGCCAUAGAAACAAACAAAGUUUUAAUCAAUUCUGCUGAUCUUAAAACAUCCGAAUUUGUUUUUCUCUAAAAAAGAUUUUGGAUUCUUCCCCUGAACACAGACUCUUCUUUGUUGGGUUGCGCUGCAGAGUUGGAGCAAUAAAACAGCCUCUUCACUUCUUCUUUAUCUGCCUCCCCAGGCUAAAGGGGCCGAUGUUAUCUGUCUUUUUACACUCUUGCGGGUUAUUGUGGUUGUACAGACAUGGCGGAGUGAUUGGAGACAGUAAAAAAGAAAAAAAUUCACUGUCAGCCAGAUUAAAACUCUUGAGACAAA
This is a messenger RNA of Xiphophorus maculatus (southern platyfish), 3367 nucleotides long. It is a transcript of the gene colgalt2b, whose product is annotated as procollagen galactosyltransferase 2-like. Lineage: Eukaryota; Metazoa; Chordata; Actinopteri; Cyprinodontiformes; Poeciliidae. The record is from RefSeq and is a predicted model, not a curated record. Gene Ontology annotation, molecular function: procollagen galactosyltransferase activity. Bases 386 to 2302 code for a protein of 638 amino acids. The transcript is spliced from 13 exons.